AUGACCCAGAGACACCCUGUUAGGCUUCUGUUUUUUGUCAGUUUGGCAUUACACAUCAUCCACUUGGGAGACAACAUCAUCAUCAGUCUCAUACUUUCAAUGUUUUCAAAAGGUUAUCAAGGAGAGAAACAUAAGGGUAACAGAGAAGAAAUCAACAAUGCUACAGCACAGAAGCUCCAGCAGAAAACACUCAACUGGAUGCUGAAUAAUUUUGGAGAGGGGAAUGGAAGCAUGGAUGGCUGGCGGCCCCAGGAUUCAAGUCCCUACCUCAGGGCUUUCCAAGGUGGCGCGCCCCCGCCGCUGCGCUGCUGCAGGAAUGGCGGCACCUGCGUCCUGGGCAGCUUCUGCGUAUGCCCCGCCCACUUCACCGGCCGUUAUUGCGAGCACGACCAGAGGCAGAGGGAAUGCGGCGCCCUGAUGCACGGAGCCUGGACCCUCCACCGCUGCCGCCUUUGCAGGUGUGUGUUCGCAGCUCUGCACUGUCUCCCCCAGCAGACGCCCGGCAGCUGCGGUAAGAGGAUCGCGUCCUGUGCACACAGUCCCCGCACGCCGGGCAUUGCUCCUUGGUACCUUCCAAUCCGCAGAGAUGUAGCUAUGCCAGGCGACACAGAAAUGAGAAGCUGGGUUGAUUGAUCACUUAGGAAAGUCACACUGGUUGUGAAUCACAUAGCAUGUUAUCAUUAUUAUUUAGAGUGAUUCCUAAGUUUACUCUGCCCCGAUUGCUGGGUUUAAAUGUGUUUUCCAAACAGUGGCCUUUGAGUGAGCAGACUUUGGGGAGCACAGCAGCUGGUAAGCAGAGCCAGCCUGGCAGAGAGGUUGCCCACUCAAUCUCCAGUGACACCACGCCAACACCGUCUCCUUAACUUUGAAAUGAGGAGGGCACUGGAGCAGGACAGGGACAGGCGUGGAUGGCCAGGCGCCGCCCUUUAGAGCCAACCAGGCAGUGCUCCCAGAGAAGGAAGGCACCUUGUAACCACCCUCAGACCUGCCAGGCAUAGGAAAAGCCAGGAGGGUGUGGAGAACACAUGGGGUGAACACUCAUUUGUGAGAAUUCUG
Zalophus californianus (California sea lion) is the source of this 1056-nucleotide messenger RNA. Its product is annotated as cryptic protein-like. The record is from RefSeq and is a predicted model, not a curated record. Gene Ontology annotation, cellular component: cell surface; extracellular region. The transcript is spliced from 5 exons. Gene Ontology annotation, biological process: anatomical structure development. Lineage: Eukaryota; Metazoa; Chordata; Mammalia; Carnivora; Otariidae. Bases 1 to 633 code for a protein of 210 amino acids. Gene Ontology annotation, molecular function: signaling receptor binding.